UAUUCAGUCAUCAGCAAGGCUGUGUAUUCAGAUCACAUUUCAGGUUCACUCUUUCAUUAUUAUUUUAUCAUUCUGAAUAAUGCAGUCCCGUUAGCUCUCGGUCUAAAAUUACUGACUUUUUUUUAAUCUAAAAAAUUGUGCUACUUGGGCUUCCUCUGUUUCAACCCAUCCUAAGGCCCCUCUUAAACACAGUGGUGACACUGGGGCAGGUGUGUUGUCUCGUAUCCCAAGGUCUUUAGAUUUCUGAAGGUUAGCCUGUUCUGCUAACUCCCUCUCCUACUACUCAGCCGCUACAUUUGACACCAGACCGGCAGCCCGAUCGUCUUCCCUCUGCACAGCCAUGUACAAGACUCCCACAGGGAGUGAUGUGAAAAGUGAACAGCUCUUAGAAAGCCUGGGUCAGCAUGUAGUGCUGAACUAAACACUAGGCCUAACCAAACAGCUGGGGCGUGAUAUUUUUAUUAACUUAUCAAUCAUCCGUUUGUGUCGAAGGAAGAAAAAUGCCAAGUGUGGACAGCGUAAGAGUGGCAGUCCGUGUCAGAACCUUUAGCCAGACUGAGAAGGAUGCUGGAUGCAACUGUAUAAUCUCCGUGGCUUUAAACAGCAUCACAAUUUGGGAUCCAAGGAAUCAGAGCAACACAAAAACUUUCACAUUUGACCUAGUCUACUGGUCACACAGUGGAUUCAUUAGAAAUGAGGAAGGGAUACUUGUUCCUGAUGGACCUACCAGCAAAUAUGCAGACCAGAGAAAGGUGUUCAAUGACCUGGGCCAAGAAUUGUUGAGUAACGCAUGGCAGGGAUACAACACGACACUGCUGGCCUAUGGGCAGACUGGCUCAGGGAAAAGUUACUCUAUGAUUGGCUAUGGACCAGACAGAGGAAUAAUCCCAUUAAUUUGUGACGAGCUGUUCAAAGCAAUUAAACAAAAUCAAGAACAUGAUAAACAGUACCAGAUUUAUUUCAGCAUGUUGGAAAUCUACAAUGAGAAGGUGAUGGAUUUGUUAUCUGAAAGAAAGCAGUCUGGAGGGCUGAGAGUGCGUGAAAGCUCCCAAAGGGGCUUCUACGUGCAGGAUAUAACAUCGGUGCCUUGUGAAAGCUACGAGCAAAUUGAACAGUUGAUGAAGGAAGGAACUAGGAAGCGGAGCACAGCAUCCACCAAUAUCAACAUGACCAGCAGCCGAUCACACAUGAUCAUCACUGUGCAGUUCAAGCAGGUAUUUUUAAAAGAGCACCUGACGAAACAGUCCAACAUAAACUUGGUGGAUUUGGCUGGUAGUGAGCGGCAGAAAUCCUCGGGCUCUGAGGGGGACCGUCUCAGGGAGGGAACGGCUAUCAACCUCAGCCUGACCACCCUGGGCAACGUCAUCAGCGCCUUAGCAGAAACAGCUACGGGGAAGACGAUGCCCCACAUACCCUAUAGAAAUUCCACACUUACUAAACUCCUGCAGCCUGCCCUGGGUGGAAACAGCAAGACUCUGAUGAUCGCAGCAGUCAGUCCAGCUGACAUUUGUUACGAGGAAACCCUCUCAACGUUACGUUACGCUGAAAGGACAAAAAGUAUUCGGAACAAGGCAGUGAUAAAUGAAAAUCCAACAGAGCGACUUAUUCAGGAGUUAAAAGCCGAGAAUGCCAAGUUGCGAUUAAAGAUCAUGAAAAUGAGAAACUCUGGACAAAGGGUAGAGGAGGAAACAGAGAAGCUACGAUGCCUGCUGACUGAGAAUGAGCUCCAGGUGGUGGAGAUUCAAACGUCGUGGGAGCAGCGCCUUGAGAAAGCACAGAAAGAAUGGAAGCAUCGAUACGUAAACCUAAUGCAGGAACGGUUCCUGAUUCAGUUAUUCCCUUAUUUGUCGAAUGUGAACGUGGAUCCACAGCUCUCUGCCUUUGUCAAGCACUUCAUCCAGGAUGGAGAGUGUAUCGUGGGUCAAGCUACAAGUUUCCCGCGGACAAUUAUUAUUAAAGGCUUAGGUAUCACGAAUAAACAUGCCACCAUCACAAACCAGAAUAACAAAGUAAUCCUGGAGCCACAUGGACAAGCCAGAGUGAUUUUAAACGGCGUUCUCGUUGAUACCAAAGUUCAGCUCAGACACUUGGACCGACUUAUUUUGGGAUCCAACAGCACUUAUCUUUAUGUGGGUUUUCCAUGUGAACGCAAUGGUGAGGACUUGAGCAAAUAUGACUAUGACUUCUUCCAGUCAGAGCUGGCAGCAGUGGAAGGCUUUGACAGAGAUGUGCUGGGUCACGCUGGUAGGAACAACAGGAGUGUAACCCCGAGUGUGCUUGCUGUGUUCCAUGAUUACAUCCGAGUCAAGCCGAUGGUGGCGGAAGCAAACCAGAUCAGCAGAGAGUUACACAAGGAUCUCAGCUUUGAGCUGGAAGUGAAAAACUUGGCAUUAACAGACUUCAGAGGCUCUGACUUGGCAAAGGAAGUGAUGGUAAAGGUGACAAACAAAGUAACUGAUGAGGUAUGGGUCUGGUCAAAAGCCAAGUUUGUGAAUAGGAAGUUCAUCAUGGAAGACAUGUAUCAGCACUUUGUUGAUGGAGAGAACAUUUCUGUGGACAGAGAGCAUGAUCCAUUCUGGGAUCCUAUUGAAGCAGUUCAUUUAGGUACUGCUUAUGUCUGGCUUCAGUCUCUGAACUACUGUAUCUUAUUGGAAGAACAUGUGGCGUUUCGUAAUUCCCAGGGCAAAGAAGAGGGCAUUUUACAGAUGAACCUGGUGCCAUGCGACUCAAGUGGACAACCUCUGGGAGAAGAGGAGAUCCUUAUUGAUCCCACAGAGUUAUUGGGGCAGAGGCUGGAUUUUCAAGUUCAGAUAAAUCAGUGCCUGGGGAUCAAAUGGCUGCAAAAGAACAUCAAGAGAGGAAUUCAGAUUUCGUAUCAUGUACUAAACCAUCCAUAUUCCUUCCACUCGGAACCAGUCUGGAACUCAGUAAAUGCAAAAAUAGACCACACAAUGCAGUUCACAGUCAAGUGCGUGUCUCAGGAUUUACUGAGCUGUCUGCAAAACCACGCCCUGCUUCUGGACCUAUGGGGUCUGCAAGAAGGUUGUGCAGAAAUGGUAUUUCCUGGUGAUUUUGAGAUUACUGACGAAGGCAGUAUAAUUAUAGAUUAUGAGAGAGCACUGCUACCCCACAGUAGUAAGGUGGAGAAGGGAGACGACCAGCUCUCCGAACUUUACAUUAGAUUAUCAAAAUUGGAGCAAGAAACUGAUCUGCUGAGGGAUAUCAACAGAACCCUCAGAGGAGACAAUGUCAUCUUGAAGGCCAACAUAGAGAAAAUGAUGAGUGAUGGUAAUGAAACUUUGGCCCACAAUAAAGAGCUGUCAACCAACUUGUAUGACUGGUCCAAGGAACAAGAGUUGGUGGUAGAAGCCCGGCUCGAAGUAAAAUUGCAUCUAGGAUUCAGUUUUCUAACAGGAAACAGUGAAAUUAAUUCUAUCUCCCAAUGUAUUUCUUCUUUGUUUGACUAUUUAUCUCUAGCCUCAAGAUCUGGAGGGAAGUCUUUCCACCAAAUGAACGGGCAGCUCUUUAGUUGGAGGAGUACAGACAAGGUUAGCUGUGAAGUCGACUUUGCCAAGGCUCUGAAGACAUUUUACAGAAGUAUGAACAGGGUGCAAAGCCAACUACUAGGACUGAGGCGGAAUCGCCCACCGGACGAAGACGAUGAGGGAUCACUGCGGAUAUAUCUCCACAAGCAAACUCAAGGGAUAAAGGAUUUUGGGGAUCACCUUGAAUCUUGCAUAAAUGUACUGAAAAAUGACAUCAGCCUCAUCGUUAAGAAAAAGAGGGCGAACACCACAAGACGAGGUGAAGCCAAGGUCUAUUCUACCAAGUGAAUACAUUCUGCAGCUGGAAAAGCAAUGAAUAGUAAGAAGUAUUUCUCUUCAAUACGGUAUGUGCAGAUGGCAGUUCAAUGAUCCUUCCUACUACAGAAAGAAGGCUCUCUGUCUCUUAAGCUUUAGUAGCUUCAUCAGGGCACACUAACUUCGGACUUCGGAAAUAACUGGCUCCUUUUCUCCCACUACUCACUGUUUUGGCUUGGGAUUCCCUCAAUAAAUCUCCUCUAAUCUUGCUUGUGGUUCCUUGUUUUGAAUACUUCUUUACCUCUGUUAAUUUUUUGUCAGGUAAUAGUCCUGCAAACCAUCACAGGGUCUUUCAGCAAAUUGUAAAAGGUGUUACAUAACUGCAUUAUUUUGUUGUUGUAAUGGAAUCAAUUAUAAAUACCCGAUCAAUUUCAUCAAAACUUAAAAAUUGCAGCUUUCAGAUUGUUCUUAGAGAGACAAAAUUAAUUCUUAAUGUCAAGAGCAUUUAAAAAGAUUAUUUGUUACCAGCUGAUGCACUCAAUUUUUCAUUUGAUUACUCUUCUUUCUCCCCACCCCCAUACCUCAAACUUCUUCAUCUGAGGUUGAUCAGACAAUCCGUGAAGCAAAGCCAAAUAGCUGUAACUGGAUGAACUUCCAACAUUCUAAAUCUUCUAAAUAUGGAGAUUCUACCAGGUAGUGCUCUCGCAGGGAGUAUCCAGUCUUAGAGCAACAGGCCAGAUUAUCAGAGAGGGGGGUGUUCAAGUUCAACAGUGCAUGACGGAAUGAGGAAAGGUGCAGCUGUCUCAUAUUGUUUCAUAUCACCAAAUCAUAUCGCUUCCUUGCGGCCCGGUAGCACAUCUUUGCGGCCUGGUGGUUGGGGACCACUGGUUUAGAUGAUGGAAUAGAUGGCCUUGUUGCCAAGUCUGCAGAUGAUAUGAAGAUUGGUGGAGGAGCAGGUAGUGUUGAGGAAACAGGAAGGCUGCAGAAGGACUUAGACAGAUUUGGAGAACGGGCACGAAAGUGGCAAACAAAAUACAAUGUUGAAAAAUGCAUGGUCACGCACUUUGGUAGAAGAAAAAAAUGUGCAGACUAUUUUCUAAAUGGGGAGAAAAUCCAAAAUCUGAGAUGCAAAGGCACUUGUGAGUCCUUGUGCAGAACACCCUAAAGGUUAACUCGCAGGCUGGUUGGUCGGUGGUGAGGAAGGCAAAUGCAAUGUUAGCAUUCAUUUCAAGAGUCUAGAAUGUAAGAGCAGGGAUGUAAUGCAAAGGUGAGGGUUCACCUUGAGUACCGUGAACAGUUUUGGGUUCCUAAAGAAAAGAUGUGCUGGCACUGGAGAGGGUUCAAAGGAGGUUCACAAGGAUGAUUCUGGGAAUGAAAGGGUUAUCAUAUGAGGAAUGUUUGAUGGCUCUGGGCCUGAACUCGCUGGAAUUUAGAAGGAUGAGGGGAGACCUCACUGAAACCCUUUGAACAUUGAAAGGCCCAGACUGAGUAGAUGUGGAAAGAGUCUAGACAAGAGGGCACAGCCUCAGGAUAGAGGGGCAUCCAUUUAAAUCAGAAAAGUGGAGACAUUUUUUUAGCCAGGGGGUGGUGAAUCUGUGGAGAAAUUUCUUUAGCCAGAGGGUGACGAUGAAGAAGAAGAAGAAAGCCCUCAACUCUGAGUGAAGUCAUUGGGACGUCAUCAUGACGGCGUUUUUUUUUAGCAGGAUUUCUUAUUUUUACGAGGUCGAGUUGCUAGCUCGAUGCUUAACCCAGCAUGGAUGGAAAGUGUGCAAGGGAGCCGGCCGGAUUCGAACUCGGGAGCCUUUGCUCCGAAGUCUGGCGCUGAUGCACUACGCCACCAGCUGGCUAGAGGGUGAUGAAUCUAUGGAAUUUGUUACCACAGGCAGCUGUGGAGGCCAGGUUGUUGGGUGUAUUUAAGGCAAAGAUUGAUAGGUUCUUGAUUGGCCAUGGCAUUAAAGGUUACAGGAAGAAGGCCGAGGACUGGGCUGUGGAGGGGGAGAAAAAGGAUCAGCUGCAAUUGAAUGGCAGAGCAGACUUGCUAGGCCAAGUGGUUUAAUUGUGCUCCUAUGUCUUACGGUCUCUCCUCUCACUAAUCCUUUCAAUUAUAUUAAAUAUUUGACACCCUCUCA
Molecule: messenger RNA, 5929 nt
Organism: Mobula hypostoma (lesser devil ray)
Lineage: Eukaryota; Metazoa; Chordata; Chondrichthyes; Myliobatiformes; Myliobatidae
Gene: kif28
Product: kinesin family member 28
Exons: 24
Coding region: 501-3833 (1110 amino acids)
Biological process (GO): microtubule-based movement
Molecular function (GO): microtubule motor activity; ATP binding; microtubule binding
Source: RefSeq, a predicted model, not a curated record